GGGUGGGGGGUGCCUGUCCCCGGCCCUUCGACCCGGGCCCCCCGCUCCUCGCCCGGUGCCGGGCCGAGGCGGCCGCCGCUCCCCCGCUCCGUGAGGGGCCGCGCGCAGCGAAAGGGGCUUCGGGCUGUGCUGCGGCAGUGGCAGGGCUUGUCGCGUCCUGCUCCAGCCCCUUACCCGCAGUUUGUCCCCGUCCCUCAGGCUUAUUACAGUCUCUUUGGCUUGUCCCAGCCCCUUUGCCAGGGCUUGUCACUUCCCACCCCAGUCCCUGCUUGUCGCCUCCUGCGGUCCCUCUCUGUGUCUCGGUGUCCCGAGGUUCGGCGGCCUUGGAGCCCCUGGGAAGGGUUUGGGAAUGUUUGUGCUGUGUCCGGGCCCUGGGGCUGCUGCUCCUCCCCCAGCUGCGGGGGCUCGGCCGCCCUUCGUUCCCUGUCCCCCCUUGGCACAUUGGCCGUGGUUGUUUCUGAUUGUAUGCAACUGGCUUGAGUGAAAAUAUAUUGGUAUUAACCUGACAGAUCCUAUGUUCAGAGGAAUCUACAGGGGAACACAGAAACAUCAAGAUGACCUUCUGGAUGUAAUAGAGAGAGCAGUGAAAGUCGGCAUUAAAAAGUUUUUGAUUACAGGUGGGAGUCUAGAAGACAGUAAAGAUGCGUUGCAGCUGGCACAGACAAAUGACAUGUUUUUCAGUACAGUCGGCUGUCAUCCUACUCGCUGUGGAGAAUUUGAGCAGAGUAGCCCUGAACAGUAUUUAUCUGAAUUAAGAAAUCUGAUCGAAAAAAAUAGGACAAAGGUAAUAGCAGUUGGAGAAUGUGGCUUAGAUUUCGAUAGAUUAGAGUUUUGCCCAAAGGACAUCCAACUCAAGUAUUUUGAAAAACAAUUUGACUUGUCAGAACAGAUGCAGCUGCCCAUGUUUCUGCACUGUAGAAACUCACAUGCUGAAUUUUUAGACAUAAUGAGAAGAAACAGAGAUAGAGUUGUAGGAGGGGUGGUGCAUUCUUUUGAUGGCACGAAGGAACAAGCAGCAGCUCUAAUAGAUUUGGAUCUUUAUAUCGGAAUAAAUGGCUGUUCACUGAAAACAGAAGCCAACUUGGAAACACUGAAAUCAAUUCCUAGUGAACGAUUAAUGAUAGAGACUGAUGCACCUUGGUGUGGAGUGAAAAAUACUCACGCUGGAUCAAAAUACAUUAAAACUACAUUUCCUACAAAAAAGAAAUGGGAAAAAGGGCACUGCUUGAAGGACAGAAAUGAACCCUGCCAUAUCAUUCAAAUACUGGAAAUAAUGGCGGCAGUAAGAGAAGAUGACCCACUUGAGUUGGCCAAUACUCUAUAUAACAACACCAUUAAAGUCUUCUUUCCAAAUAUGUGAAGUUGUUUUUCUUACAUUUAUUCAGCAUAACUUCAGUAAAGAUACUGCAAAAAUUUAAAAAUCAUCAUUCCUGCAAGUUCUAAUCAGUGGAAGCCAAUGUGUAGUGGGUUUGGGGUUUUUUAUGGUACAAGAUUAAAGCUGCUUUUGAAAAGGUGGUCUGCAUUUGUGCAGUUUCUCAGCCCUGUUCCCCUUUCAUCAAGAUUCGGGAUCAACUGCAAGGCCAGGCCCUGCCUGUAACUCCAGUUAGCAGUGGAGGCACAGGCUGAGCACCAGGCUGCUGCAUUCACACGUAAAGCACUUGAAGCUACUGCUGGCAGUUCAGGAGGGUCGGACACGUCCACGGCAUGCGCUUUGCUGCUUCCCCAGAAAGCUGAGCAGUGUCGCCUUUUGUUCCACAUAUGCAAAUGCUAUAGCAUUAAGUCUACCAACCUAAUUUUUUUUUUU
Messenger RNA from Motacilla alba alba, 1804 nucleotides. It is a transcript of the gene TATDN1, whose product is annotated as TatD DNase domain containing 1. Gene Ontology annotation, molecular function: 3'-5'-DNA exonuclease activity. The record is from RefSeq and is a predicted model, not a curated record. The transcript has 12 exons. Bases 515 to 1360 code for a protein of 281 amino acids. Lineage: Eukaryota; Metazoa; Chordata; Aves; Passeriformes; Motacillidae. Gene Ontology annotation, cellular component: cytosol.